UGGUACCUCUGAGAGCUGUAGGACCAUCUCUCAGGGCAAUGGAUCCUUGGGGCCUCAGCACGACUGCCCUCCUGGCUUUUGUCGUUUUCCUGAUUUUGUCUCUAUGGAUGCAAGGACUCAAAAGGGGGAAACUCCCACCAGGUCCUACUCCUCUUCCCCUUAUUGGCAACCUCUUGCAAUUGAAUUUGAAGAACGUGGCUGCGUCGUUCUCACAGCUGGCUGAAAAAUAUGGCCCCAUCUACACUUUUUAUUUUGGAACCCACCCUGUCGUGGUGCUACAUGGAUAUGACAUUUUGAAGGAAGCUCUAAUUGAUCAAGGAGAUGCAUUUGUAGACAGACCAAUUCUUCCACUGACUGAUGAUGCAUUCAAAGGAAAAGGAGUUAUUUCAAGUCGUGGAGAGAGGUGGAAACAGCUCCGCAGAUUUUCCCUGAUGACCCUAAGGAACUUUGGAAUGGGGAAGAGAAGCAUUGAAGAGAGAGUUCAAGAAGAAGCCCAAUGCCUGGUGGAGGAGCUCCGGAAAACAAAUGGCCAGCCCACUGAUCCCACCUUCAUCCUUGGCUGUGCCCCCUGCAAUGUGAUCUGCUCUAUCCUCUUCCGCGAUCGAUUCAAGUACAAUGAUGAGAAAUUUCUAUAUCUGCUAAAGUUGUUAAAUGAAAACUUCCAGCUGGCUAACUCACGAUGGACACAGCUCUACAACUUUUUACCAGCAGCGCUCAGAGUGUACUUUCCUGUUAAGCCUAAAGGACUUUCUAAAAAUAUAGAAGAAAUGAAACAUUUCAUUUUGGAAAGAGUAAAGGAGCAUCAAAAGCUACUGGACCCUAACAACCCUCAAGACUACAUUGACUGCUACCUAUCCAAAAUGGAGCAGGAAAAAGAUAAUCCCCAGUCAGAAUUUGACUUGGAGAAUCUAAUAAUGACUGGAGUAAACCUAUUUGGUGCAGGAACAGAGACAACCAGCACUACUCUAAGAUUUGGCCUGCUGCUCAUUCUCAAACAUCCUGAGGUCCAAGCAAAAAUUCAUGAGGAAAUUGAUCGUGUGAUUGGACCUAAUCGAGUUCCUUCCAUAAUGGACAGACAAGAAAUGCCCUAUAUGGAUGCUGUGGUGCAUGAAAUGCAAAGAUCCAUUGACCUCAUACCUCUCAACCUGCCCCGUGAAGUGGUCCGGGACACCCAGUUCCAACAAUAUGUCCUCCCAAAGGGCACAACAAUCUUCCCCCUGCUCUCCCCAGUCUUGCAUGACAGCAAAGUGUUUCCCAACCCUGAUCAGUUUGACCCCCAGCACUUCCUGGAUCAGAAUGGGAAAUUCAAGAAAAGCGACCACUUCGUGCCUUUUUCCAUUGGAAAACGGUCUUGUCUUGGAGAGGGCCUGGCAAGGAUGGAGUUGUUUCUUUUCUAUACCACCAUUCUACAGAAUUUCACCCUCAAAGCUGUUGGAGAUCCAAAGGAAAUUAAUUUCAAGAAUGACCGUGGUGGGUUCUCCAAUGCUCCAAGAAAUCACCAAAUGUGCUUUCUUACUCGCUAGAGAAUAAGACAAAAUUGAUUUGGUAAAUUAGCCAGCUGCUUUUAUCUUCUGGACUCAAUACUCUCAUGUUUUGGACUGUAAUUCUCUUGAGGGAAAACAAUUCCCACCUACUGAUUAAAAUGGGUGUUAAUUUCCAGGUGCAUGAUA
This is a messenger RNA of Trichosurus vulpecula (common brushtail), 1670 nucleotides long. Its product is annotated as cytochrome P450 2C23-like. Gene Ontology annotation, molecular function: oxidoreductase activity, acting on paired donors, with incorporation or reduction of molecular oxygen, reduced flavin or flavoprotein as one donor, and incorporation of one atom of oxygen; iron ion binding; heme binding. Gene Ontology annotation, cellular component: intracellular membrane-bounded organelle; cytoplasm. Gene Ontology annotation, biological process: xenobiotic metabolic process. The transcript has 9 exons. Bases 39 to 1523 code for a protein of 494 amino acids. The record is from RefSeq and is a predicted model, not a curated record. Lineage: Eukaryota; Metazoa; Chordata; Mammalia; Diprotodontia; Phalangeridae.